Messenger RNA from Carcharodon carcharias (great white shark), 2004 nucleotides. Its product is annotated as gastrula zinc finger protein XlCGF8.2DB-like. The record is from RefSeq and is a predicted model, not a curated record. The transcript has 3 exons. The coding region runs from base 1101 to 1886 and encodes 261 amino acids. NCBI's taxonomy places the organism in Eukaryota, Metazoa, Chordata, Chondrichthyes, Lamniformes, Lamnidae.
GCGGGUUAAUAAACCCCGGGCAGGGGGGCGGGGUUUACAAAUCCCGAGUGUGGCCCCAGAGCCGAAUAUUAAACAAUGAACAUUCUCCACUCUCACUAUCCGCCGCUUCCGGCUUCUCUACUGGAGCAACCUCAAACAAAGAGACCAGGGGGAGACAGUGGCCUAGUGGGAAUGUCACCAGAUCAGUAAUUCAGAGGCCCACUCAUUACCCAAGACAUUAUCACUCGCUGCGUCAAAAGAAGUUCUUACCCACAUCUCCCUUCUGUAUUUCUUGCACAAAAUAUUUUUGAUCAGUUAAUGGGAACAAUUAAUCUUUAUCCACCUUGUAUAAAACUAGCAUAAACUUGUACACCUCUAUCAAAUCUCCCAGCAAUCGGCUUCACUACAAGGAGAACAAUCCCAGUUUCUCCAACCUAACUUUGCAACUAUAAUCCCUCAUCCCUGGAACCAUUCUGGUAAAUCUCCUCUGCACCCUCUAAAGGACCCUCACAUCCUUCAUAAUGUGUGGUGAUCACUGGUUUGCACAGACCCAGAUGUUCUGUGUUCGUGUUUGUGAUGUCAUCAUGCACUGACAAUUGUGCAGUGACAUCACCCCGCUCCCCGGGUAUUUCCUCAACUGGGAGAUUUUUCUCUGACUCCAGUGCUUCUCAUAUCUUUCCAGCUCCUGGCUCCAGCAGGAGAAUUUAAAAUUGAAAACUGAAAUUGUUUCAGAGAACCGAGUCUAGAAACACAUACAGACCAACUCAGAGCUAGUUUGUAGCAGUAUAGGCAUUGGUGGCAGACGUUCACCCCUGGCCACCACUACAGGUCCAUUUUCUUCCAGGCAUACAGAAGGAAGCUCUUUAACUCAUUGAGCCCAUGCUGGCUCUCAGCAAGAUCUGAUUGGUUAGUGCCACAAGACCAGCAUAUAUUACCAAUCCCCAGUUACCUGUGGAGAAGAUGUUUGAUUUUCUUGACCCGCUGCUGUCUGUGUGGUGAAGGUGUUCCCACAAUGUUUUAGUUUCACAAGGGAUUAGAAGGGGAGGAUUUACAGUUCAGAAACUCAAACCUAACAUCACAUCAGGAUUUAGUGAAGUCACCCAAUUUACUGGACUUUGAACAUGGAAGGAAAAAUCACUGUUCACAGUGGGGAGAAACCAUACAUGUGUACUGUGUGUGGACGGGAUUUCAACCAAUCAUCUGACCUGUCGAGACACAAGUGCAGUCACAACAGGGAGAAGCUGUGGAAAUGUGGGGACUGUGGGAAGGGAUUCAGUUACCCGUCUGAACUGGAAACUCAUCGACACAGUCACACUGGAGAGAGACCGUUCACCUGCUCUGAGUGUGGGAAGGGAUUCACAAAGUCAAACAACCUGUUGAAGCAUCAGCGAGUUCACACUGGGGAGAAGCCAUUCUCCUGCUCUGACUGUGGGAAACGAUUCACACAGUCAUCGCAACUCCUGAUGCACCAGCAUGUUCACACUGGCGAGAGACCUUUUAACUGCUUAGUCUGUGGGAAGUGCUAUAAAAGUUCCUGGGAACUGAUGUCCCAUCAACGUGCUCACACUGAGGAGAGACUUUUUAAAUGCCUGGAUUGUGGGAAGUGCUUUAAAAGUACCAGUGAACUGAUGCUUCAUCAACGUGUUCACACUGAUGAGAAACCGUUCAGGUGCUCUCACUGCGGGACUGGGUUCAGGCAAUCAUCUCAACUCUCUACACACCAGUACAUCCACACGAGGGAGAGGCCGUUUACCUGCUCUGAGUGUGGGAAGGGAUUCACUCAGUCCUCCACCCUGCUGAGACAUCAGCAAGUUCACACUGGGGAGAGGCCGUUCAUUUGCUCUGAGUGUGGGAAGAGAUUCACUCAGUCUUCCCACCUGCUGAAACACCGGCGAGUUCAUGAGUGACUGCAGGGGUUGGAUUCUGCUGUAAAUCAUGUUCAGGACUGAACCAUGUCAUUGUCGUCUAUUUCUGCUGAUGUUAAUAAACUUCAGCCCAGUUAUUGGAGUUAAUAUUCUGGAUAAA